Molecule: messenger RNA, 376 nt
Organism: Funneliformis geosporum
Lineage: Eukaryota; Fungi; Glomeromycota; Glomeromycetes; Glomerales; Glomeraceae
Source: the annotation of a GenBank genome assembly
AAAAAUAAGUCCAGUAAGUGGUAAAAAUCAAAAAACCCAAUUUAAGCAGUAUCUAGAACGAAUUGAAGAUCCUAAAAACAAUCAAGAAGUAAACUAUGACUUACCAGAAAAUCCCACUCCUUUACAAGUAGCCAAGUUUGAGAUUUGUCAAAGAAUUCUCGCUUAUCAGCAAGACAAUAAUCUAACUGAUGAAGAACUAGCUGAUCGUAUUAAUUUAAGCAUUCCUGAACUAGAAGAAGUAUUAUUUUGCCAAAUUGAGAAAUUUACUUUAGACCGCUUAAUGACUUAUGCUAAUUCUUUAUUUAACCCUUCCCAAAUAAAGAUUACUAUUACUCAACCUACUAUAAGAAAAAGAAAUCCUCUUUAUGCCCGCUAA